Cinclus cinclus is the source of this 2076-nucleotide messenger RNA. RefSeq names its product delta like canonical Notch ligand 4 (gene DLL4). Gene Ontology annotation, cellular component: plasma membrane; protein-containing complex. The record is from RefSeq and is a predicted model, not a curated record. Lineage: Eukaryota; Metazoa; Chordata; Aves; Passeriformes; Cinclidae. The coding region runs from base 1 to 2076 and encodes 691 amino acids. Gene Ontology annotation, biological process: heterophilic cell-cell adhesion; establishment or maintenance of epithelial cell apical/basal polarity; Notch signaling pathway. The transcript has 10 exons. Gene Ontology annotation, molecular function: calcium ion binding.
AUGACAGCCUUGCGCAUCUUUGGCUUGACGUUUCUGUUAACGAUUUUGCAGCAGAGGGUGUCCGGCUCCGGCGUCUUCCAGCUGGAGCUACACGAAUUCGUGAAUAGCCACGGGUCUCUGGCCAGCGGGAAGACCUGCUCCCCCCACUGCAGGACCUUCUUUCGCGUUUGUUUGAAGCAUUUUCAGACAGUGGUUUCCCCAGGCUCCUGCACUUUCGGCAGCAUCAUCACUCCGGUUCUGGGAAUAAACUCCUUCAGCAUCAAGGAUACAGAGAGAUUUGACAGCCCUAUUAAGCUGCCCUUUAACUUCACGUGGCCGGGAACCUUCUCCCUGAUCAUCCAGGCCUGGCACGCGCCUGACAACUACCUGCCGGAAGGCUCCCGGCCGCCCCCGGACGAGUGGCUCAUCAGCCAGAUGUCGAUCCAGCGGUCGCUGUCGGUGAGCGAGGACUGGUCGCAGGACGUGCAUCAGGGCCCGCUGACCAAGCUGCGCUACUCCUACCGCGUGGUCUGCAGCGAGAACUACUACGGCGAGAGCUGCUCCCGCCUUUGCAAGCGCCGCGACGACCGGUUCGGGCACUACGUGUGCGCGGCGGACGGGAGCCUGGCGUGCCUGCCCGGCUGGGCCGGCGAGUACUGCACCGAGCCCAUCUGUCUGGCCGGAUGUACCGAACAAAAUGGAUACUGCAACAAGCCUGGAGAGUGCAUCUGCCGUCCUGGUUGGCAAGGCCGCUACUGUGAUGAAUGCAUUCCCCAUAUAGGCUGCCGCCACGGGACUUGUAAAACACAAUGGCAGUGCAUAUGUGAUGAAGGAUGGGGUGGCCUCUUCUGUGAUCAAGAUCUGAACUACUGCACUCACCACAGGCCAUGCAAAAAUGGAGCAACUUGCAUGAACACUGGCCAGGGCAGCUACACGUGCGCGUGCAAACCCGGCUUCACCGGCGUCGACUGCGAGCAUGAGAUCAGCGAGUGCGACAGCAAUCCCUGCAGGAACGGCGGUAGUUGCACGGAUAUUGAGAACGGUUAUCACUGCCUGUGCCCCCCUGGCUACUAUGGCACUCACUGUGAGCACAGCGCUCUGACAUGUAUAGAUUCUCCGUGCUUCAACGGUGGCACGUGCUUGGAAAAGGAACAAGGGGCCAGCUACGCUUGCGUUUGCCCUUUCGGCUUCACAGGGUCAAACUGUGAAAAAAAAGUAGACAGGUGCACAAGCAACCCGUGUGCAAAUGAUGGUAGUUGCUUUUACUUUGGGCAGAUUCGUAUGUGCCGCUGUCAGGCUGGUUUCUCUGGUCAGAAAUGUGAGAUAAACAUCAAUGAUUGUGCCAGAAACCCAUGUUCCAAUGGGGGAACUUGUCAUGACCUAAUCAACGGUUACACCUGCACAUGCAUGCCAGGCUACAGUGGCAGGAACUGUGACAUCAAAACCAGAGAUGAAUGUGCUUCUGGGCCAUGUGAGAAUGGAGGCACAUGCUACAGUGGACUUUAUAGUGCCAACUUUGUUUGCUACUGUCCUUCUGGCUUCAUGGGCAACCGCUGUGAAUUGCCAGUUUAUUCAGUGCCCGUUACACUUCCUCCUAAACCAGUCCCCUGGAUUGCUAUAUCCAUGGGGGUGGGGCUGGUGGCUUUGCUCAUAUUGUUCUGCAUGAUAGCAAUGGUCAUCAGGCAGAUGAGGAUGCGCCCAGAGCAGGAGUUGGAGACGAUGAACAACCUUUCUGACUUCCAGAAGGACAAUCUCAUUCCAGCUUCCCAGCUGAAAAACACCAAUAAAAAUAAAGACCUUGAAGUGGACUGUGGGCUGGAGAAAUCAAACUACAAACCCAAGAACCAUAAACUGGACUACAAUCUGGUAAAAGACCUGACAAGUAGAGGGACACCGGAAGAUAAAUAUUACAAAAGUGAAAAGUGUUUAGGAGAGAAGUCUCCCCUCCGACUACACAGUGAAAAGCCAGAAUGCAGAAUAUCAGCGAUAUGCUCUCCGAGGGAUUCAAUGUACCAGUCCGUCUUUGUGAUAACAGAAGAAAGAAAUGAGUGCAUCAUAGCCACAGAGGUAAGUAGGUACAAAGGUGGACAGGCAUAA